Closterium sp. NIES-65 is the source of this 678-nucleotide messenger RNA. Lineage: Eukaryota; Viridiplantae; Streptophyta; Zygnematophyceae; Desmidiales; Closteriaceae. The record is from the annotation of a GenBank genome assembly.
AUGGCGGCUCCUCGUGUACUGCGCUUUGAUGCUGAGGGUAGAGCCUUAGCGUUCCCCUCCUGGCUCAUCCGUGCCGAGCGGUUUCUCAAGAGCCAGCGCCAGGACAACGAUACGCUCUGGGCGCACGCUUCCGGUGACCUUCCUGAGCCUCCGUCCCCUCCUGACCUGGGUGCUGAGCAUGACGAGGCGGGCCAGGCGCGCUUCGAUAAAGCCCAUACCGCUCAUUCAGUGUGGCAGUCGCGUGAUGCUACGGCAUGCAUUGCCCUCUCCAGCCUUCUCCCCGAGACUGAGGAGGCUCACUUCUCUCAUCUUGCCCUGCUCCCCCCGCCCAUGGCAAUCACUAUUCACUUUAUCGCCACUAGCCUCCCUGCCCGCCUUGCACCUGUCUGUGACGAGCUUCUUCAGAAGCACCCUAGUGAGCUUACCAUCGAUGUCCUUCAGACCGCUCUCAAGGACAUAGAGAGAAAUAUCCGCUCCUUUGCCUCCGCAUCUGGCGCCGUAGUUCCCCCGCUGUUUCAGGGGUGCACUGUCCCACAACUUCCCACCUUCACUACUUCUCUUGCCUCUAUUGCGUUUCCUUCUCUUUUGGAGACUGCGACCGUGUCCACCAUGGGUGGGCGGUCCAGGGGUAAGGGAGGUAAGAGAGGGGGGAAGGUGGCGCUGGUGGUGGCGGCGUAG